Messenger RNA from Manacus vitellinus (golden-collared manakin), 459 nucleotides. Its product is annotated as protein FAM189B-like. The record is from RefSeq and is a predicted model, not a curated record. NCBI's taxonomy places the organism in Eukaryota, Metazoa, Chordata, Aves, Passeriformes, Pipridae. Gene Ontology annotation, cellular component: membrane. The transcript is spliced from 4 exons. The annotation marks the transcript as partial.
AGCCCUCCCACCCAUGAUCACUCUGGGUUUGCUGGCGUCUUGCAUGCUGGUCUGCUGUCCUCGGUUAUUUUUGCUCUUGUCGCAUCGCUCCUGAAGCGGCCGUUCACCCUGGUGAUCGCCUUCUUCACGCUGCUGUCGGUGCUGGGCGUCAUGCUGAGCCUGGCUGGCUCCAUCCUGUCCUGCCAGAACGCGCAGCUGGUGAAGUCCCUGGAGGCCUGCGAGAGGGAGAGGGACUCGUGUGUCUGCUGCCAGGCCCGCUCGGAGCCCCCGCCCGCCUCCUGCAGCCAACAGAGCGAGAUGCUGACCAUGUUCCCCAACCCCAACUGCCGAAGCAUCCGCGUGGCACUCAAGGACCUCCUCUUCAGCGUCUGCGGCUUGACCGUCUUCUCCACCGUCAUCUGCACACUCUCUGCUGUCGUCUGCUGCAUCCGCAUCUUCUCCCUCGACAUCGUCCAUGUG